GGGGUCCUUGGCCUGGAAAACUUUGAAGACCCCUGGCAUGAAUCAUUGUAUGGCACAUAGGAGAAAUUAUAGAUUCAAGACAUAAAUCUUUCCCCAAAACAAACCUAAAGGUGUUGUGGUUUUAACAGUAAGUGGUUUUUCAUCAGGGCGUCAUUACUCUAAUAACAUUAUGUCUAAUUCAUCUCGGUGAGGGCUUUAAAUGGCCCCUGGGGCCAGAACGAGGCCUCCUGGGACAUUAGAGUUUCUUCUUGAGAGAUAGAAGCGAUAUGAUGUUAGUUUGAUGAGAGGGAGGAGAGAGAGAGAGAGUUGGAUCGUUGCCAACGAUCUGCAAGCACAGGAACUAAAGAAGAGGAACAUAAAAGAUUUCAUUGAUAGCUUUUCUGCAGGCAGGCUGGAAAGAGGAGCAUGACACAGAGGAGGAGAGCAGAUGAGAAACAGCCAGGUCCAUUUGGUUCAUUAGUUUGACUCGCUUCAGAUGCGCCAUCGGUGGGGUUUGGACUGAUUAUAGCUCGCAAAACAUUUUGUCCCCAAAAGAAAAACAAUGAAAGCCACAUCCAAGAUGCUGCAGUAAGGCAGGCUGGGAGAGAGCGCUGGGUUUAUGGGACGCCUUUAAUGUUGCCAGACGAGCGGAGCAGAGAGCGCUUCUGGCUCGCAGCCGAUGCCCGGAGGAGAGCUGCGGGAAGCUGGUACCCGACACUCGCUGAUCGACGACGGGGGAUCAGACCCCGGAAGGCGCUUUCUCUGAGGCAUGGGCUGCGCUCCCAGCAUCCACGUCUCUCAGAGCGGGGUGAUCUACUGCCGGGACUCGGACGAAUCCAACUCCCCCCACCAGACCACCACUAUCUCCCAGGGCACCGCGGCCACGCUGCACGGGCUCUUCAUCAAGACGGAUGCGGCGGAGACCAUCCCCUCCGUCAUCACCUACCAGAACCGCCACUCGCGGAAUAACUCCAACCGGAGCCGAAAGGAGAACAGCGGGGGACAGGUCCGCAUCGAGGCCGAGACUCAGACCAGCCACUCCAGCGUGAAGGUUUCAGCCACAGAAGAAUGUGUGGGACCUAUGAGACUGACAAAGGAGCCAAUUCAGGUCUUGCUCGUGUUUGCCAAGGAGGAUAGCCAGAGCGAUGCCUUCUGGUGGGCCUGCGAGCGAGCCGGGUUCCGGUGUAACAUUGCACGGACACCCGAGUCUGCCGUCGAGUGUUUUCUGGACAAGCACCACGAGAUAAUAGUCAUUGACGGACGUCACUCGCGCUACUUUGAACCCGAGGCCGUCUGCAGGAUGAUCCGUGCCACAAAGCCCUCCGAAAACACGGUUAUUCUUGCUGUUGUCCCUAAAAAACUCCCUGAUCAAGAGGAACCAUCUGUCCUCCCUCUUCUCUGUGCUGGAUUUAGCCGGAGGUUUGUUGAGAGCAGCAGUGUUUCAGCGUGCUAUAAUGAACUCGUACAGAUCGAACAUGGAGAGGUGCGCUGUCAUUUCAAACUCAGGGCCUGCAACUCUGCUUUUACAGCCUUGGAGCACUGCCAAGAGGCGGUGGAAAUCACCAGUGAGGAUCACAUCAUUCAGUAUGUGAACCCAGCCUUUGAGAGGAUGAUGGGAUACCACAGGGGGGAGCUGAUUGGGAAGGAGCUGACUGAACUUCCCAAGAGCGACAAGAACAGAGCUGAUCUGCUUGAUACAAUCAACACUUGCAUCAAAAAAGGCAAAGAAUGGCAGGGCAUUUACUUUGCUAGGAAGAAGUCAGGCGACAGCAUUCCACAACAAGUGAAGAUACUACCUGUCAUCGGCCAAGGAGGAAAAAUACGACAUUUCGUUGCCAUCAAGCGAGCUCACACCGACAACAAUAAUCAGAUCCUCAAGACCAACAAGGAAGAUAGAUGCAGUGGGGACCAUUCCCAAUCAGAGUGCCAUUCACUUCGUCACAGAGACAGAAGGAAAGAUUCAAUCGAUGCCAGAUCGGUCGGUUCCCGUGGCAGUGACGCUCCUAGUUUACAGAAUCGAAGAUAUUCCUCUGUCGCCAGGAUUCAUUCGAUGACAAUCGAGGCCCCCAUCACCAAGGUGAUAAACAUCAUCAAUGCAGCCCAGGAGAGCAGUCCGGUGACAGUAGCCGAGGCUCUGGAGCGUGUGCUGGAGAUCCUGAGGACCACGGAGCUCUACUCCCCUCAGCUUGCUUCCAAAGAGGAUGACCCUCACACCAAUGAUCUGGUUGGGGGGCUUAUGAGUGACGGACUCCGGAGACUCUCUGGCAACGAAUAUGUUUUCUGCAAAAAUAUGAGCCAGAGUCAGCUGGCCAUCCCAGUCACGCUGAGCGAUGUUCCUCCAUCAAUUGCUGAGAUGCUAAACGAUGAGGAGCGCUGGGAGUUUAACAUCCUGGACCUGGAGGCAGCAACGCAUAAAAGACCGCUCACUUAUCUCGGGUUAAAGAUUUUUACCAGCUUUGGAGUGUGUGAGUUCCUAAACUGCUCAGAGGCCACGCUGCGCUCCUGGCUGCAGCUCAUGGAGGCCAAUUAUCACUCUUCCAACUCCUACCACAACUCCACACACGCUGCAGAUGUCCUGCAUGCUACCGCCUACUUCCUGCGGAAGGAGAGAGUCAAAAACAGUCUUGACCAGCUGGACGAGGUGGCAGCACUGAUAGCAGCCACAGUCCACGACGUGGACCACCCGGGCAGGACCAACUCCUUCCUGUGUAACGCAGGCAGCGAACUGGCCAUCCUUUACAACGACACAGCCGUGCUGGAAAGCCACCAUGCGGCCCUUGCCUUCCAGCUCACCAUCCGUGACAGCAAAAGUAACAUCUUUAAAAGCAUUGACAGGAAUCAGUUCCGAACGCUGCGACAGGCCAUCAUUGACAUGGUUCUCGCCACAGAGAUGACCAGGCACUUUGAGCACGUCAGCAAGUUCGUCAACAGCAUCAACAAGCCAAUGGCAGCCAUUGAUGAAACCAGCACAAGUAGCAUGAACAGCGACUGCGAGGGUCAGAGCAACAUUAGAAACUCUCCAGAGAACCGUCUGCUGAUAAAGAGGAUGCUCAUAAAGUGUGCAGAUGUGGCGAACCCCUGCAGGCCUAUUGAGCUGUGCAUCGAGUGGGCAGGCCGAAUCUCGGAGGAAUACUUCGCCCAGACGGAUGAGGAGAAGCGACAGGGGCUGCCCGUGGUGAUGCCUGUGUUUGACAGGAACACCUGCAGCGUGCCUAAGUCUCAGAUCUCGUUCAUAGACUACUUCAUCACAGAUAUGUUUGACGCCUGGGAUGCUUUUGCCAGCCUUCCUAACCUGAUGGAGCACUUAUCUGAGAACUACAAGUACUGGAAGAACCUGGACGAGAUGAAGUGCAAAAGCCUGCGUCCUCCGCCGCCCUCUUGACCUCCUCUUCUGACGCCCUCUGGCACCUUGAGCAGGGUUGGACUCCAGAUGCAGCUCUGCACUAAAACAAUUAGUUCAGCUGUGAUAUACCAAAGCUCUAUGCCAGAGCAGCGUACGGCAACAAAAAGGGCCAAAUAACGCCUCUGAUGCACAAGAUAAUCGACAGCCGAGCACUGCAGCUCUGUUGUUGUCUCAGCUGGUUUUCAUCUGGCAGCCUGGAUGAGUGUCUGCUGCCACUUUAUGGCAACUCUUUGGAACUGCAUGGACCUCAUGGUUCACCUGACAAUCUGCACCAUACAGCGCAACAUGCCAGAAACCUGCACUUUAGCAAAUCAAGACAUUUGGAUUUCAAGCUCCAUUUUGCUGUUUGCUUUUAUAAACUUUUUUUUUUUAAACUGUGUCAUUUUAUAUCUGGUUGUUGUCACAAAUGAAACAUCAACGAUGACAGCGAGAGGCGCUAUCGAUUGUGCUUCUUAGUAGACCAAACUUCCUAUCUUAACUUUUGAAGGUGCUCAGCUGGAAUUAUUCAUCCUAAAGCUGUAAAACAGAGAAAACAUUUGUGUGUGGGACCAAACUGUAAGCAACCUCUGCCCCUCGUAGCCCUGAGCAGGAAAAGCAUGUUGGAAAUGUUUCAAGAGCAGAUCUCUUGGGACCGCAGAGCUCAGGGUGUAGUUCCAGCCUUCAGCAGAAGGUCAGCCCAACAGAUAAACUUGACAACGAAGGGCUGGACUGUAUGUUCUGGGGAUUUUAAGGUCGUGUAGCUAAAAAGGAGUCUUAAACAUGUCACCGCAUAAUCUGCAGCUAUAGCCUCUUUAAGCCCACCCAUCAGUAGCGCACCAUGGUGAGGAAGAUGGAGAUCCUUGUUAAGCCUGAACAAGCAGAAUGCACUCUCAUUUUUAGCUUUGCGACACUAACUGUAGAAACACUAUGUAAGCAUCUGCACAGUACAUGUCCAUGGUUUCAUUUGGAGCUAUGCUGACAUCAGAUUUUUAUUUUUUUGUCAUACAGUGGCCCAAAGUAUAUAGCACUGCUAUUUUAGUAGCUCUGAUAAAAGUUUAAAAAUAAAAAGCUUUAAAAUAAAUGUUUUGCGUUUUUAAGCAGCAAACUCACAAAGCAAAAAUCUCCAGCUGAGCCAUUGAGG
Messenger RNA from Cyprinodon variegatus (sheepshead minnow), 4502 nucleotides. RefSeq names its product phosphodiesterase 8B (gene pde8b). Lineage: Eukaryota; Metazoa; Chordata; Actinopteri; Cyprinodontiformes; Cyprinodontidae. Gene Ontology annotation, biological process: signal transduction. Bases 749 to 3361 code for a protein of 870 amino acids. The record is from RefSeq and is a predicted model, not a curated record. Gene Ontology annotation, molecular function: 3',5'-cyclic-AMP phosphodiesterase activity. The transcript has 22 exons.